Chara braunii is the source of this 1160-nucleotide messenger RNA. NCBI's taxonomy places the organism in Eukaryota, Viridiplantae, Streptophyta, Charophyceae, Charales, Characeae. The record is from the annotation of a GenBank genome assembly.
GGAGUUGGAUGAUCAGGUCUUACUCAUCUCCUACCUGAGAUGCUUUCCCAUGCCUCUCAGGAAUCGGUUGGCAGGUGAGGCCAACAUCAAUAUGCACAACUUUCCCUCGUUCAACAAAAAGGCCCUAGACUUUGAGGCAAAUAUAGGGCAUGGACAUAAUCCCAUGACGGAUGGUAGGAAGAAGUCAUUGCUUCCCAACUGGAAGGCGAAGGGCCUUAUUAUGUUCGUCGACAACGAUGGUUCUACCAUCGAGUUGGACGACGAGUUCCAGGCGGGAGUAGGUUCAGAGGCUGGCAGCGUAGAGGCUUCAAGAGGUGUAGUAGUCGUUGCCGUAGCACAGAAAGGGGUUGUUGAGAGGGAGGUCGUCCAUGCGAUAGAGAUUAUCUCAAGGUCCAACAUUCCAAAGGGAGGGAUCUAUCAGAUGUCUCGAGGCGAGCUUGAUGAGCUUCGCCGGCAACUCAAGGAACUCGUAGAGAAGUGUUGGAUCCGGCCGAGUGUUUCUCCUUAUGGGUCUCCAGUCCUAUUUGUACCCAAGAAGAAGGAAGGAACACUUGGGAUGUGCAUCGAUCGAGACCUCAAUGCCAUCAAUGUUAAGAACAGAGAGCCCUUACCGCGCAUCAAUGAUUUGCUAGAUAGAGUGCAAGGGUGUCGGUACUUCAGUAAGAUAGAUCUGAAAUCUGGGUACCAUCAGAUUGCAAACUGGCCCGAGGAUCAACACAAAACCGCUUUUCAGACCAGGUACGGUCUGUACGAGUUUGUGGUGAUGCCUUUCUGCCUUUGCAAUGCUCCUGGCACCUUUCAGCACAUUAUGAAUCGGAUAUUUCAUGACUACUUGGAUAAGUUUGUCAUCGUGUACCUCGAUGACAUACUUAUUUUUAGUAAGACUGUCGAGGAGCACGUUGCGCACUUGGACAAAGUCCUUAGUCUUCUGCGGCAGCACAAGCUCAAGAUCAACGGUGAGAAGUGCGAGUUUGGCCGCACCCGUGUCUUGUACUUGGGUCAUGAGAUUUCCGCGGAGGGAUUAAAGCCCGAUGACGCGAAGGUGGCCAACAUUCGUGACCGGCCGCGUCCUCAGUCUGUGACUUAGACGAGGUCUUUCUUAGGGAUGACUGGCUACUAUCGCACUUUCGUGAAAAACUAUAGCGUAGUUGCCGCCCCUU